Molecule: messenger RNA, 5571 nt
Organism: Homo sapiens (human)
Lineage: Eukaryota; Metazoa; Chordata; Mammalia; Primates; Hominidae
Gene: P2RY8
Product: P2Y receptor family member 8
Exons: 4
Coding region: 1594-2673 (359 amino acids)
Biological process (GO): G protein-coupled receptor signaling pathway; G protein-coupled purinergic nucleotide receptor signaling pathway
Cellular component (GO): membrane; plasma membrane
Molecular function (GO): G protein-coupled purinergic nucleotide receptor activity; G protein-coupled receptor activity
Source: RefSeq, marked reviewed
AUUCGGAGACAGUCGUGCCAGCCGGUGGGCCACCCAGCGAAGCGGCCGCCUUUGCAAGGUUGCUGGACAGAUGGAACUGGAAGGGCAGCCGUCUGCCGCCCACGAACACCUUCUCAAGCACUUUGAGUGACCACGGCUUGCAAGCUGGUGGCUGGCCCCCCGAGUCCCGGGCUCUGAGGCACGGCCGUCGACUUAAGCGUUGCAUCCUGUUACCUGGAGACCCUCUGAGCUCUCACCUGCUACUUCUGCCGCUGCUUCUGCACAGAAUCUGCUCUCUGGCCAGCGAUGAAGCCCCGUGCUAUAUACUCUGAGAAUGAGAUACAGAAAUCAGAGAAACGCGGCCGCUGCCUUUGCAGAAGACGCAGAUCAAAAUCUCCACGGGGCGUCUGCGGAGGACAGCAUGCAAAUCUCGCUGGGCAAACGGUCUGCUUCGUUGGGUGAUGCAAUACAGGAAAAUCAACACACAGCGGCAGAGCUCAGAGCAUUUCCUACGCGUUUUUGUGCUUAGCUAGGAGGAUUCUUGCCUUGUGAUCUGAGGCCGACGCCAGCAGGUCCUCUAUCCCCUGACGCCUGCCAGCUGCCAGUUCACUGGGGCUGGUGGGUCACUUUGAAGUCAGUAGAACACAGAGUUCGUUCAGAGGCAGGUGUUAUCACAGAAACAGGGGUCACUGGGUCUACAAAGAUGGGGAACUUUGAGGGUGCGAGGGUUGGAAGCUGAGCUCCACUAAACCCAAAGCUGGACUCUCCUAAUCCCAAAGCUGGACUCUCCUAAUCCCAAAGCUGGACUCUCCUAAUCCCAAAGCUGGACUCUCCUAAACCCAAAGCUGGGCUCCUUAAACCCAAAGCUGGGAUCCCUUAAGCCCAAAGCUGGGAUCCCUUAAACCCAAAGCUUGAAGAAAAUGUGACUACCUGGCCGGGCACGGUGGCUCACGCCUGUAAUCCCAGCACUUUGGGAGGUCGAGGCAGGUGGAUCACCUGAGGUCGGGAGUUCAAGACCAGCCCGGCUAACAUAGUGAAAUCCCAUCUCUGCUAAAAACACAAAACUUAGCCAGGCGUGGUGGCAGGUGCCUGUCAGCUACUCUGGAGGCUGAGGCAGGAGAAUGGCUUGAACCCGGGAGGCGGAGGUUGCAGGGAGCCGACGUUGUGCCAUUGCACUCCAGCCUGGACCACAGAGCAAGACUCAGCCUCAAGAAAAAAAAAAAAUGUAUUGCGUGCUGCAGAGUGACCUAAAGGUCAGAGGGUGCAGGGACCGUCUUCUUGUGACCAGCAUUCAAUGAGAGUUCCGGUACUUCAUCUGUUGGUAUCUCUAGAUCUUAGUCACCCUGAGACCUGUCGGCCGGCAUGUCUCGGCGGUAUUAAUUUGCAAUUCCCUGAUGAGCUACGACAUGGAGUGAUUUUUCACAAUUCAGUGCCCAGAAAUUUCUGGACAGCCACCUCUGCAGGCCAGACACCGCCAAGAACAACCGUUGUGCUGAUUUUCUAAAAUUUCCAUCCUGCCCGCUGAGCCCCGGCGGGGCCCAAACCGCAAGCCUGUGCCUCCUGUGUCAGGGCAGCUGGCAUCAGUUAGAGAGCCCGGGCGAGGACCCCUCCAGGAUGCAGGUCCCGAACAGCACCGGCCCGGACAACGCGACGCUGCAGAUGCUGCGGAACCCGGCGAUCGCGGUGGCCCUGCCCGUGGUGUACUCGCUGGUGGCGGCGGUCAGCAUCCCGGGCAACCUCUUCUCUCUGUGGGUGCUGUGCCGGCGCAUGGGGCCCAGAUCCCCGUCGGUCAUCUUCAUGAUCAACCUGAGCGUCACGGACCUGAUGCUGGCCAGCGUGUUGCCUUUCCAAAUCUACUACCAUUGCAACCGCCACCACUGGGUAUUCGGGGUGCUGCUUUGCAACGUGGUGACCGUGGCCUUUUACGCAAACAUGUAUUCCAGCAUCCUCACCAUGACCUGUAUCAGCGUGGAGCGCUUCCUGGGGGUCCUGUACCCGCUCAGCUCCAAGCGCUGGCGCCGCCGUCGUUACGCGGUGGCCGCGUGUGCAGGGACCUGGCUGCUGCUCCUGACCGCCCUGUCCCCGCUGGCGCGCACCGAUCUCACCUACCCGGUGCACGCCCUGGGCAUCAUCACCUGCUUCGACGUCCUCAAGUGGACGAUGCUCCCCAGCGUGGCCAUGUGGGCCGUGUUCCUCUUCACCAUCUUCAUCCUGCUGUUCCUCAUCCCGUUCGUGAUCACCGUGGCUUGUUACACGGCCACCAUCCUCAAGCUGUUGCGCACGGAGGAGGCGCACGGCCGGGAGCAGCGGAGGCGCGCGGUGGGCCUGGCCGCGGUGGUCUUGCUGGCCUUUGUCACCUGCUUCGCCCCCAACAACUUCGUGCUCCUGGCGCACAUCGUGAGCCGCCUGUUCUACGGCAAGAGCUACUACCACGUGUACAAGCUCACGCUGUGUCUCAGCUGCCUCAACAACUGUCUGGACCCGUUUGUUUAUUACUUUGCGUCCCGGGAAUUCCAGCUGCGCCUGCGGGAAUAUUUGGGCUGCCGCCGGGUGCCCAGAGACACCCUGGACACGCGCCGCGAGAGCCUCUUCUCCGCCAGGACCACGUCCGUGCGCUCCGAGGCCGGUGCGCACCCUGAAGGGAUGGAGGGAGCCACCAGGCCCGGCCUCCAGAGGCAGGAGAGUGUGUUCUGAGUCCCGGGGGCGCAGCUUGGAGAGCCGGGGGCGCAGCUUGGAGAUCCAGGGGCGCAUGGAGAGGCCACGGUGCCAGAGGUUCAGGGAGAACAGCUGCGUUGCUCCCAGGCACUGCAGAGGCCCGGUGGGGAAGGGUCUCCAGGCUUUAUUCCUCCCAGGCACUGCAGAGGCACCGGUGAGGAAGGGUCUCCAGGCUUCACUCAGGGUAGAGAAACAAGCAAAGCCCAGCAGCGCACAGGGUGCUUGUUAUCCUGCAGAGGGUGCCUCUGCCUCUCUGUGUCAGGGGACAGCUUGUGUCACCACGCCCGGCUAAUUUUUGUAUUUUUUUUAGUAGAGCUGGGCUGUCACCCCCGAGCUCCUUAGACACUCCUCACACCUGUCCAUACCCGAGGGUGGAUAUUCAACCAGCCCCACCGCCUACCCGACUCGGUUUCUGGAUAUCCUCCGUGGGCGAACUGCGAGCCCCAUUCCCAGCUCUUCUCCCUGCUGACAUCGUCCCUUAGUUGUGGUUCUGGCCUUCUCCAUUCUCCUCCAGGGGUUCUGGUCUCCGUAGCCCGGUGCACGCCGAAAUUUCUGUUUAUUUCACUCAGGGGCACUGUGGUUGCUGUGGUUGGAAUUCUUCUUUCAGAGGAGCGCCUGGGGCUCCUGCAAGUCAGCUACUCUCCGUGCCCACUUCCCCCCACACACACACCCCACCCUGUUGCUGACCAAGGUGAUUUUUGGCACAUUUGUUCUGGCCUGGCUUGGUGGGACCCCACCCCUAUUCUGCUUCUGUGAGUCCCUGAUAGAGAAGGAGGUCCCAUCAGGCCCCUGGAACACACUCAGGCUUCCCUGACUCAGGACAAGGACCACGGGAGGCCCAGGUGCGGAAAGGAGGCUCCGUGAGAUGGGGUCCAGCCCAUCCCAACACAAGGGUGCAGCUUGAUUCGGGAGUUCCCCACCUCCUGCCCAUUCUCCGCGUCCUUUUACCCCAUGGAGAGCCUCAGCCAUGGCAAGUCCAUCUGGAGUCCAGGAAGCAGGCAACUGGCCUGACCCAUGAGACCGUUUGGAGACCAAGCAGCAGAUGCAGGUGUGGACCCCAGGAACCUACAGGGGUGUCAGCCGCUGAGCCCCCUCCCUGCUGUGUGGGUGGUGAGCAGGCUGGGUCUUUGUCUGUCUUCUUCUACACGGCAUGUGCCUGCACCAGCCCCAACACCUGAGCUGGUUUAGCGCAAAGAAGAGCUCUGACUCUCCAGGGGUGCUGGGACAUCACGUGGAAUUGGAUCCCAGGCUCUCUUGGGCGAGAAAGACCAUUCUGGAGGUGGGAGUGGGAGAGCUGCCUGUCUGCCCACGGGCUCUGCGUCUCCGCAGUGGGUGGCCUUGGAUGCCCGGCCCCUCCCUUUCUGUGCACUGGGGACGCUGAUGGAGGCUGAAGCUGCUGUUCGGAGGCCCUCUAUUGGUGCCUCUCUCCUGCCGUCAUCACUAUGGCAGGAAAACAGAGAUGGUUUAGUAAUGAAUUAUCAUUCCCAAACCCGUGUCCACCUGGAACAUCAGGAUGGGACCAUGUUUGAAAAUCGGGUCUUUCCAAAUGUAAUUAAGUAAGGCGAGGCCAUACUGCAUUUACAAUGGGCCCAAUCCAGUGUCCCUAUGAGAGACGGAAGAGGAGACACAGACACAAAGCAGGAGGCCACAUAAAGACAGAGGCAGAGACUGAAGUGAUGCUGCCCCAAGCCCAGGGAUGCCUGGAGUCCCCAGGAGCUGGGAGAGGCAGGAAGGACCCUCCCCUAGAGUCUCUGGAGGGAACUGGAUACAAUUGCAGAGUGCACUAAACAGUUGCCCCAGAAAGACAUGUCUUGUUUUAAAGCCCAGAACCUGAAAUUAUUAUAGAUUUUAUUCGGUAAUAAGGAACUUUGCAUGUGUAAUUACUUAAGGAUAUGAAGAUGAGAUUGUGCUGGAUUAUUAAGCACCCUAAAUGCCAUGACAGGUGUCCUUCCAAGAGACAGAAGAGGAGACACAGACACAGAGCAGGAGGACACGUGGAGACAGAGGCAGACUGGAGUGAUGCGGCCACAAGCCCAGGGACACCUGGAGCCCCCAGGAGCUGGGAGAGGCAGGAAGGAUCCUCCCCUAGAGCCUCCAGGGGGAACUGGAGGAUGCGUAAGAGACCCAGAACUUCCACAGAAGGAGGAAAAUUAACCUCCUGCUUCUCUAGACUGUUCCAAAGCUGAACCCUAGAAAGCAAAGCUGAUACAGAAGCAUCCAGGCUGCAGGAGUACAGGUCGCAAGUGCUGAGCGUGGGCCUUGGGUGUGUCUCAUGGGGGAAAAAAAACUGUGAAAAACCUCAGAGUAGCAUCUUCACAGUAACGCACGGACGAUCCCUAAACUGCCUUGUAAACAAAAAUGAGAGCUUGAGUCAGAGGAAGCCGAGACAAUAUCCUUCCUCGACAACGUGCGAGAACCCUGACGUCCCCCAGCAAAGGAAGACGUUGCAAGCAGGCAAAAUGCGUCGAUUUUUUUUUUUUGUCAGUAUGAUGAUUUUUGCAGCCACUUGGCUAUGGAGAGCAGCCGACACCCCCUCUUACAGCCGUGGAUGUUUCCUGGAAGCUGACUCAGUCUGUUCACUGGUUGAGCUUUGAGUGAAAAGAUAACACAGGUCUAUUGACUCACACACAUGUUUUAAGAUGGAAAACUUUACUUCUGUUCUUGGCAGGACAUGGAGAGAGGGAGGGAUUCCAAAAAGUCUCAGCCUCCAUCAAGGCGUGGCAGCUCAUGCCGGUAAUCUCAGCACUUUGGGAGGCUCAGGCGGGAGGACUGAUUGAGUCCGGGUGUUCAAGGGCCAACCUAGGCAACACAGUGAGAACUCAUCUCUGUAAAAAAUAAAAAUAAAACAUUAAAAAAAAACAUGAGCUUUGAAGUGCA